AUUCUUCAGUUUGAUACCUUUUAACUUUCAAACUUUCUAUCAAAACCCAAACUAUCCAAGCUACCUAGCAUCCUCCCCUACUCCCCUGCCAUGGCUAUUUCAGGUUUUCAGAUUGCUUUAUCCAUCCUAGGUCUUUACGGCCUGUAUUUAAUAUGGGAUCUAAUAAGAUACCGGUAUGCCAUACACAAAGCCGGUUGCAGCACUGCUGUGCGAUAUCACCACAGAGAUCCAAUUUUUGGAUUGGACCUAUUCCUUAAGUGUGUCGCCGCCAUGAAGGAGGGGUGUGGAUGUAGACCAAUACCUGUUUAGCAAGUACGGAAAAACAGUCUUAACAAAUGCUUGGGGGAAAAAACAGUAUGUCACUAUGGAUCCUCGGAAUAUCCAAACGGUUUUAGCAACAGAAGUGGACAAGUUUGGUGCUGCCCCCAUGAACUAUGCAGUCAGCCGGCCAUUACUCGGUGAGGGCAUCAUGAACACAGAUGGUGCACGAUGGAAACUCUCUCGCCAGUUUAUCAACCCCAUCUUUACUCGGGCUCAGGUCUCUGAGUUGUCCACAUUCGAAAUCCAUGUUCGGCGGAUGAUAGAUCGGAUCCCUCGUGAUGGCUCAACGAUCGACCUUCAGCCAUUAUGCAAAGCACUUUACCUUGAUAGCACCACGGAGUUCAUUUUUGGGAAAUCUGCAAAUUCGCUAUCCCCUGAAACCAGCAAUGUUAUUGCACGGCGGCUCCCAGAAAUUUUCGAUGAUGCACUGCGAAGCAUGCUGACGCGAUUUCUCCUUAGCAAAUUUAAAUUCCUUGCCAGAAACGAAAAGGCAUGGGCGCGGCAAUGUGCUGAGGUUCACUCCAUUAUUGACAACUACAUUGAAGAGGAUAUUGAGGAGAGAAAGAAGGCUGUUGAGUCACAAGACACACCAUACAAGUACGUUCUUUUAAGGGAAUUAAGCAAGGCUACCCACGACAAGCUCUUCAUUCGGAACGAGUUGAUGAAUAUAUUUUUCCCUGCACGAGACUCGGCAGCUGUUCUUACAAGUAAUGCUGUCUUCUUGUUGGCAAGGCACCCCAAUGAGUGGAACAAAGCUCGAGACGAAGUAUUGAGCAUUGGGGCUGAGAAGUUGACAUUUGAGAAGUUGAAGUCUCUGAAAUGCGUGCAUCAUGUUAUUAAUGAGAGUAAGUUGUAGUUCUAUCCGAGUACUCGCUCACAAUGUUCUAGGGUCACCAAUUCAAAUUUCCAAUACUGAGAUGCUUUUAGCUCUUCGAAUGUUCAGUCCCGUGGUCCGCAGCUGGAAAACCUGCCUCUCUCCAGCGGUGUUGCCUCAUGGCGGAGGUCCGCUAGGAAAGGACCCGAUUCUUCUAGAGGCUGGAGACCAAGUAGAUAUGGCAUUUGGUUCUAUGCAUAUGGAUAAGGACAUAUAUGGUAGCGAUGCCCAUGAAUUCAAGCCAGAUCGCUGGGAGGGUCGCAAGCAGGAUUGGGGAUACAUACCGUUUCUCGGCGGAAGGCGCAUUUGUCCUGCGCGGCAAAACGUCUUGACAGAUGUUUCUUAUGUAUUGGUGAGAUUGAUGCAGGAGUUUAAAGCCUGUGAAAAUCGUGAUCCGUGUCAUGAAUAUUUGUCAACACAAGUGUUCACAAAGGAGAGCAGGAAUGGAUGUAAGGUUUCAUUUGUCCCUGCCUAGUCAGUGAGCAUGGGGUCCUU
Messenger RNA from Sclerotinia trifoliorum, 1690 nucleotides. The record is from the annotation of a GenBank genome assembly. NCBI's taxonomy places the organism in Eukaryota, Fungi, Ascomycota, Leotiomycetes, Helotiales, Sclerotiniaceae.